Nanorana parkeri is the source of this 2649-nucleotide messenger RNA. It is a transcript of the gene SRRT, whose product is annotated as serrate, RNA effector molecule. Gene Ontology annotation, cellular component: nuclear body. Lineage: Eukaryota; Metazoa; Chordata; Amphibia; Anura; Dicroglossidae. Gene Ontology annotation, molecular function: nucleic acid binding. Gene Ontology annotation, biological process: primary miRNA processing; mRNA processing. The transcript has 19 exons. The record is from RefSeq and is a predicted model, not a curated record. The coding region runs from base 1 to 2472 and encodes 823 amino acids.
AUGGCCGACAGCGAUGACGAGGAGUGGGACCGAGGACGUGAGAGGAGGAGCAGAGAAUACCGAGAUUAUGACAGAAGCAGAAGGGAGAGGUUCUCUCCCCCGCGCCAUGAGAUGAGCCCCCCUCAGAAGCGUAUGAGAAGAGAUUGGGACGAUCACGGUUCCGACCCGUAUCACAGCGGUUACGACAUGCCAUAUUCUGGCUCUGCUGGUGGCCCAGCCUACGGUCCUCCACAGCAGUGGGGGCAUCCCGACAUGCACGUCAUGCAGCAUCCUGGUAUCCCCAUCCAGGCCAGACUGGGAAACCUCCACGACGUGGACUUGGGGACUCCGGCACCAGUGAUGAAAACUUUCAAGGAGUUCCUUCUGUCCUUGGAGGACACGGUGGAUGAGACGGAGGCCGUGAGACGCUACAACGAGUACAAGCUGGAGUUCAGACGUCAACAGAUGCAGGAUUUCUUCCUGGCGCACAAGGACGAGGAAUGGUUCCGCUCCAAGUAUCACCCUGACGAGGUGGGUCGUCACAAGCAGGAGUCCCUGGCUGCCUUACGCAACAGGCUCAGCGCUUAUUUCUAUCUGGUGGACAAUGAGUGGUUGACGGAGAUCUUACUGGAUGUGGACAAGGCCCCAGCUAUCAUCAAAGUUCUGGAUGCGGCUGUAAUACGAAUGGAGGGAGGAACUGAAAUGGACUUGAAGAUUUUGGAUGAAGAGGAAGAGCAGGCCAAAAGAGAGGCAGCCAAGAAAGAAGCUGCCAAGAAGGAGGAGGGCCGAACCUCCGAAGGGCCCAGCAAGCCGGCUGAGGAGAAAGAGGCCCCUGCUAAGACUGAGACCGAGAAGGAAGGGGAGGUGGAGGAAAAACCCGCCAAACCUGAGGAGGCGGAAGAAGAGAAGAAGGUGGAGAAGAAGGUGGAGAAGAAGGUGGAGGAGGAGCCGGAGCGAGAGACCAGAAAGUCAACUAAGAGAAAAAGGAAGCGUAGCGGAGACAGCGAUGACGGCAGCGAUUCUGAGUCUGGAUCCGGUUCUGAACCAGGCAGCCCCAAACCAGAGAGGGAGAGUCAGGGGCAGAAUGGCAGAGAGGGAUCCCCGAAGAAGGAAGAAGAGGAGAAGCCAAAAGAAAAACCAAAGGAGGAUGUCGUGAAGCCCCGCCCCUUACACAAGACUUGCUCGCUCUUCAUGAGGAACGUGGCCCCCAAUAUCUCCAAGGCCGAAAUCACUGCGCUGUGCAAGCGGUACCCAGGAUUCCUGCGAGUGGCCCUCUCUGACCCACAACCGGAGAGAAGGUUUCUCCGCAAGGGUUAUGUGACGUUCGAUCGAGGGGUCAACAUUAAAGAGAUCUGCUGGAAUCUGCAGAAUAUUCGGCUGCGCGACUGUGAACUCAGCCCUGUGGUGAACCGAGAGCUUUCCUGGCGAAUUCGUCACGUGAGUGGGAUCACGCAGCACCGACCGAUUCUGCGCAACGACAUCAAGCUGGCAGCCAAACUCAUCCACGCCCUGGAUGAAAGGGGACAGCUCUGGAAGGAGACGCAAGAUGGCCAGGAAGUGGCAGCGCAGAACCCCAUCCUGAAAAAUAUCACCGAUUACCUAAUAGAUGAGGUUAGCGCCGAAGAGGAGGACUUGCUGUGGGGAGCAGGGAGAACAUCUGGAGCCGAGCCACCAAAGGAAGGCAACCCGACGGAGAUCACGGUGGAGAGAGAUGACAAGCUCAUCAAGGUCCUGGACAAGCUGCUCCUGUACCUUCGUAUUGUACAUUCCGUAGACUAUUACAUCACCUGCGACUAUCCGAGCGAAGACGAAAUGCCGACUCGUUGUGGGAUCAUGCACGUCCGAGGGCCCAUCCCACCCAAUCGUGUUUCCCACAGAGAAGUAUCCGACUGGCAGAAGACCUUCGAGGAGAAGCUCGCCCCUCUCUUCGCCGUCCGCGAGAGCCUGUCUGAAGAGGAGGCGGCGAAGAUCGGGAAGAAGGAUCCAGAACAGGAAGUGGAGAAGUUUGUGACGGCGAACACCCAGGAGCUGGGCAAAGAGAAGUGGCUGUGUCCUCUGAGUGGCAAGAAAUUCAAGGGUCCGGAGUUUGUCCGUAAACACAUUUUCAACAAACACGCUGAGAAGAUUGAAGAGGUUAAAAAGGAAGUGGUGUUCUUCAACAAUUUCCUGAUAGACAGUAAACGUCCAGCACUGCCAGAGGUCAAACCCAUCCAGCCACCGGUGGCUGCUGCACAAGGAUUGGCUCCCGGAUUGCUCUACCCUCACCAAGGCCCUCAGGCUCUCUUGCCCUACGCUCAGCCGCGCCCCCCAGUGAUGGGUUACGGAGCUCCUCAGUUCCCUCCCAAUCCUUAUGGCGCUGGGCGAGGUUACGACGCCUUCCGGGGCCAAGGCGGUGCCUACCCCAAACCACGCAAUCGAAUGAUGCGCGGGGACCCACGUUCUAUCAUUGAGUACCGAGACCUAGACGCCCCCGAAGACGUGGACUUCUUUUAACUUCUCUUGUUUUAUUAGUCUUGGCUCUGUCGCUGCACUUCUCCCCUCCCCCCCUCACUCGGACGUUACUGCCUCCUCCGGUCAGUAUUUGGGGUUUUUUGUUUUUUUUAAUAAAAUUUUCAGGACUUCCAGUUACCGUGUAAUUUUGUUUUGCUCAAUAAACUGGUUCCCUCUAAC